GGCGCGACCACCUUUUCAUUUCGGUCAUUCUCGGCAAUCUCAUAUUCUUCGGCUUCGCUCGGUCAUUCCCGUCCGUCGACGGGAGCUUUCGGCUAUUCCCGUUUUCAGCUCGGCUAUUUCCGGUUCCGUUCGGGCAAUUCCGGCUCCGCUCGGCCUCCGGGAAGAGUCGUAGCAGAGAUAGGAACAGAAGCCUCGGCGGGAUGGAAGACCCUGAAAAGGUGCUGGAUGUGGGUGCCCAACUGCCCUCAAACGCAGACCCCGAAGACACCAUCCAAAGCCUGCAGGCACAGCUGGCGGCUGCUUUGACGGAGGUAGAGACGGUUCGGACCGUGGCCACUGUGAGCGAAGGCACCAAGCAGGAAGCAGUGGAGGCUGUCCGUCGCCAAUGGCAAGAGGAAGUGGCCUCUCUUCAAGCCAUCUUGAAAGACACGAUCUCCAGCUACGAGGCUCGCCUUUCCGCUUUGGAGCGGAGCAGCCGAGAAAAUGCCUGGAGCCGCCUGUUGCCGCGGUCCAACCCCUUGGAUUCCUUAGAGAAACAGAUGGAAAAGGCCCAAGAGGACACUCAGCGGCUCCGGGCCAUUGUGCUUCCAAUGGAACAGGAAAUUGCGGAGUUGAAAGCAAAGUUAGCUCGCGCCGAAGGCCUGGUUCAGGAGUUGCAGAGCGAGCAGCGUUCCUUAGGUAGCUCCUCUGAAUCCUUGCUGGCUGAUGCCGACGUUGUGCCCUCUGAUUCAACUCCAGAUGACCACAUUACUUUGGGAGAAGGAGGGGUGGCUGAUAAAUUUGCACGGGGCCUUGACAGUGUAUCCAUUGCCUCCAUUCCUUCCUUGGCCCCGAGUCCAGGGCCUCCAAUCCGACGCCGGUUUGCCCCUAGCCCUGAGACUGUAUCCAUUGCUUCUUCCACUGGGACCCUGGUGCCAGAGACCAUCUACCUGCCACCCGCUGGGUAUCAGCUGGUGCCUGCAGCAGAAUGGACACAGCUGCAUGAAAAGGUCCAGCAGCAACAUGAGGCUCUGGAAGCAGCAGCGCAGGAAAAGGCCAGCCUGGAGGAGGCACUGAGACGUAGCAAUGAUGAAUGUAGCAAGCAGGUUCAGGUUCUUUUAACUCAGGUCCAAACCUCAGAGCGCCUCCUCCAAGGCCUCCAAACCCUGGUGAGCGAAACACAGCGCCAGACUCAGGAGCAAAUGGCUGACUUGGCUGCAUCUCACAAGCGGAUGAGCUAUGAAGUGCAACGUCUCAGUGCGGAGAAUGAAGGACUGCGUAGUGCUUCUUCCCAAGAUCCCUGCCCAGCUAUGGAUGAUGACAAUGGGAGCUUCCCUAGCACUGUUGAGGAGCUUCAGGCUUUGGUGAAUAAGCUGAGACAAGGGUCUGCUUCUCAGCUCCGGGCGGCAGAGCAUCAAGCUGAGCGCCUGCGAAUCGAGAUCGUGUCUUUGAGGGAACGGCUGGAUGAAGAAGCAACAUCUCAGUCCGGACUGCAAGAGGCACUGGAAAGAGAGCAAGAGGAAAGAGAGCUUUUGCAGGCUUCCUUGAAUAGUAUUCAAAGUGAGAUGGAGAGACUACAGCAAAGCCAGGAAGAGAUGAAUAGAACCCAGGCACAGAUUGACGCUCCCUGUUUGGGAGAAGCCAGCAGCGUUCAGGAGAGGUCAGAGCCUUAGGCUGAGAUGGGGAGGCCAUGGCUGCUUUUCCUCCCUACCCAGCACUGUGGGAAUCUCAGGGAAACUGUGAUCCACGAGGCACCAAAUGAGUUCAUCUCUGUCCUGCAGAAGCCUGAUCAGGCCCUUCUCCACAUGGGUUAGGAGAGCAAUAAACUCUGGAGAUAGGAUGACUGGAAUGUCUCAUUUCUUCCUUCUCCUUUUCUUCUGUAUAUUGACUGACACUGGAGCUUCCAGAGCACAAUAAAGAUGCUUUUUUUGUACA
Molecule: messenger RNA, 1914 nt
Organism: Anolis carolinensis (green anole)
Lineage: Eukaryota; Metazoa; Chordata; Lepidosauria; Squamata; Anolidae
Gene: rabep2
Product: rabaptin, RAB GTPase binding effector protein 2
Exons: 12
Coding region: 201-1652 (483 amino acids)
Biological process (GO): endocytosis
Cellular component (GO): intracellular membrane-bounded organelle
Molecular function (GO): growth factor activity; GTPase activator activity
Source: RefSeq, a predicted model, not a curated record